AGCAGAAUUUCCGUAUGUAACCAAAACGAAAAGAAAAAAAAAAACGAAGAAGCAGAAGGAAAGUGAAGCAGAUUGAGGUUAGAAGAUAGGGGUGAAGCUGAAGUGGGUUCGUGUUGUGUGUUGGAAUUCAAACGAAUCUGCGAUCGAUCGGAAGAUGACGGUGUUCCACUUCUUCAACUGUGCGAUUCUCACCUUCGGCCCUCACGCCGUCUAUUACUCCGCCACACCCUUAUCGGAGUAUGAUACCCUUGGCACUUCUAUCAAAACCGCGGUUGUUUAUCUCGCCACAGCAUUAGUCAAGCUUAUUUGUUUGGCUACGUUUCUUAAGGUUUCUGAGAGUGAUAGCUUUGACCCCUAUCAGGAAAUUUUGAAGGCAUUAAUAGGUUUCAUAGAUGUUGCUGGGCUUUACUUUGCCCUGACCCAGUUGACUCACAGGAACAUCUCUCAAAAUCAUAAAUUUCAAGCUGUUGGACUUGGCUGGGCGUUCGCUGAUUCUGUACUGCAUAGAUUGGCUCCUCUUUGGGUGGGUGCUAGAGGAUUAGAAUUUACUUGGGAAUACAUUUUGCAGGGCCUUGAGGCUAAUGCAAAUUUGGUGUUGAGCAUAUCCCUCGCUGCAUUGGGAUCUUUGAUGUGGCUCAGGAAAAAUAAACCGAAGACCCUCAUUCCUAUCAUAUACUUGUGUGCUGGGAUUGUGGCAACCAUGCCAUCUAUCACAAGCUAUCUGAGGCGAGGGUUGGGGUGGCAUUUGCCCAAAGUGGUUGGUUUUGAGCUCUUCACAUCGUUGGUGAUGGCUUUUAUCAGUUGGCAACUGUUUGCUGUAUGUCAGAGACCUUCAGUGUGAGAAAGACCAUUACCGAAUCAGAGUCCUGCUUAAACUCUUUUCUGGCUGGAGUUUUGAUUCGGGCUCUGCUUCUUUUGCAGCUGCUACGCUGUUUCUUUAAAAUUUACCAAGUUAAAUGCUAUAUCAAUUGUUAUUUCUUAUUAGUUUAAUUUAUUCGACACACUUGUCUAUGCUUCUUGUGGUAGAAUGUUGUCUGCAGUUCCAUUAGAAAAUUUUGUUCAGCAGAAAAUGAGGUGCUAUUCGGAUGAUAUAUUUUCAAACAAUUUCUCAUAUAA
Lotus japonicus is the source of this 1116-nucleotide messenger RNA. RefSeq lists its product as uncharacterized. NCBI's taxonomy places the organism in Eukaryota, Viridiplantae, Streptophyta, Magnoliopsida, Fabales, Fabaceae. The transcript has 7 exons. The coding region runs from base 155 to 841 and encodes 228 amino acids. The record is from RefSeq and is a predicted model, not a curated record.